This is a messenger RNA of Truncatella angustata, 324 nucleotides long. RefSeq lists its product as uncharacterized. The transcript is spliced from 2 exons. Lineage: Eukaryota; Fungi; Ascomycota; Sordariomycetes; Amphisphaeriales; Sporocadaceae. The record is from RefSeq and is a predicted model, not a curated record. The coding region runs from base 1 to 324 and encodes 107 amino acids.
AUGACGCGACAUGGGGAUGUUGCCGUGCCGUCCUUCUUCAACACCACAAGUCGUACAGCUAGCGGACCACCUUUGGCGCCCGCGACAUCCCCUGUAGCCAGGCCAAUCAUGCCCUUUGGAUGGUUCCUCAAAAUUGGUGCUACCCCCGAGGCCGUUGCCGUCUUGAACGAUCAAACAUUUCUCUUCCCUCAGCUCCUUGCCGUUCUGGUUAUCAUCUCUCUGCAAAUCACUUGCCAUUGGUACAUCCACUACGCCACUCUGAAGCCCGAGCAAAAGAAGAAGAAAGAAAAGAAGGGCGCCGCCAAACCACCAGCUGCGAGAUAG